Messenger RNA from Salvia hispanica, 970 nucleotides. Its product is annotated as MADS-box protein AGL24-like. NCBI's taxonomy places the organism in Eukaryota, Viridiplantae, Streptophyta, Magnoliopsida, Lamiales, Lamiaceae. The record is from RefSeq and is a predicted model, not a curated record. Gene Ontology annotation, molecular function: RNA polymerase II transcription regulatory region sequence-specific DNA binding; DNA-binding transcription factor activity; protein dimerization activity. Gene Ontology annotation, biological process: positive regulation of transcription by RNA polymerase II. Gene Ontology annotation, cellular component: nucleus.
CCCACUGCCCCUACCCCACUAUCUAUCUUUUAUAAGCUCUUCGAAAAUUCAUAAUCAGAUAUUCAGAUUUGCCUUGCUUUUCCCUCUCUCCUCUCUCUCUCUCUCUAGGGUUGGUGGCUUUUGCAGUUUGGGCUUCCUCUUCUGCUGGGAGAUGGUGAGGCAAAAGAUUCAGAUAAAAAAGAUCGAUAACUUGACAUCGAGGCAGGUGACUUUUUCCAAGAGGAGAAGAGGGCUUUUCAAGAAGGCUCAAGAACUCGCCACUCUCUGCGAUGCUGAGAUUGCUCUCAUCGUUUUCUCGGCCACCGGCAGGCUCUACGACUACUCCACCUCCAGCAUGAUGCAAAUCAUCCAAAGGCUUAAGAUGCAUUCAGAGGGUAGCAACCGAUUCCGGCAAAUUCUCCAUAAUCAGGAGGGAGGCGACUACAAUGGUGCGGCCAGCAAGGAACUCACGUCCUUGACUCUCGAGCUCAAGCAACUUAAUGGAGAAGAGCUCCAAGGGCUCGGCAUGUCUGAACUGGCCAGGCUGGAGAGAGUGGUUGAGUCGGCAUUGGGCCGUGUUGUGAAAAAAAAGAAUGACAUGCUUAUGAGCGAGAUCAACAAGAUGAAGACGAGGGAGAUACAAUUGGAAGAAGAAAAUGCAAUGCUGAAACAGCUAGCUGAGUGUGUGCAGAACACAAGAAACACAGUGGAGCUAGGAAGUUCAGUUGAGUCCAUCACCAACUCUGAUGGCCUUGGCGGCCGCAGUCUGGACGACGACAAGAGCGUCUCUGACACUGCUCUCAAGCUGGGCUUACCUUUUGCCGGCGGCGACUGUUAGUAUAGUUAUAUAACCAGAAAAUGUGUACUCAUUAAUUUGAGCUGCGUUUAGUUACUUAAUUUAUAUGAACUUGGCUGACUUCCAACUUCUUACUAUUACUUUUGUAAUGUUGAUUUGAUUCUAGUUACAUUUAUGAAAAUAAUUAUUCAACGA